Messenger RNA from Linum trigynum, 3435 nucleotides. NCBI's taxonomy places the organism in Eukaryota, Viridiplantae, Streptophyta, Magnoliopsida, Malpighiales, Linaceae. The record is from the annotation of a GenBank genome assembly.
CAUAAAGGUCGCUGAAUUUUUGGGUCAUCAAUAUAAUAAAUUAUGUUCUGAUCGACUCAUUGUGAUUUAUACCUGAUUCAUAUCAAUCUCAUUAUUCGAUCGAAUGUUCACUUUAUGUUAAACGAACAAUUCCAAAUGUUCUUUCUUAUAUCUAGUAAUGAAUUAUCCGAGGGUUUAGCAUGAGAUUUAGUAUUAUGAUGUUGCUAGAAAAACGGGGUGAUCGGUUGGACAAAUUCAAAAGAAGAAGAACUUGAGAAUGAAUAAUACCAUACUAGUUAUUUCAAAUUUCAAUAACAAUGUUCGUUAAAGAUUAAAAUUCGAUGAUCAAUUUGUUCGCAAUCCCAACAUUUAGAGACCGUUUUAUGUAAUUCACCAUCAUAGUCAUAAAUUGUGAUGUUUGCUUCCAAAUUUGGUCUCAAGUCUCUAUUCUAUAUUCAAUUAUUCAUAGGUGGGAUGACAUACUCUUUUGUACUAUAUUUUAGUGGAUACCUUGUAUUUAAUACUACACAUCCCUACCACUAUCUAUACUAAGAGCACAUAACUUCUAAAAGAGUAUCACUCAUGGGUACAUCAGGAAAACAUUUCUCUGCAUUCUCAACUCUAGCCCUUUACUUGUGGUGCUUUAUGAUGAGCUGCUUCUACUUCCAUCUUGUUGAUGCCAAUUACCCUCCAAUAACUCCGACCAACAACGAGACGGACAGACUGGCAUUGCUCAAGUUCAAGUCCGUGAUCUCAAGCGACCCCCUCGGAGCCCUGAACUCGUGGAACGAUUCCACUCACUUUUGUGAGUGGCACGGUGUAUCUUGUGGUUCCACCACAGGACACGAUACCAGAGCCAGAGUCACGACUCUGGACCUGCGCCACCAAAAACUGUCGGGCCCCAUCGCCCCACACAUCGGCAACCUCACCUUCCUGACGGAGCUUCUCCUCAACAACAACAGUUUGACCGAAAAGAUCCCUCCCGAGAUUGGCCAUCUACGUAGGCUUCAACGUUUGUACCUCUCCAACAACUCGCUCACAGGGGAGAUCCCAUCAAACAUCUCAUCCUGCUCUGCCCUCACCAUAUUCCACGUUGGAAACAACGAAUUCGUCGGAGAGCUGCCGCGGUGGAGCAAUCGCAAGCUCCGUGGCUACUGGGUCUACAAGAACUACCUCACCGGAACAAUCCCUCCUUCCUUCGGCAACUUCUCGUCUCUCGAGACAUUCGCAAUCGGCGGCAACAGGCUGAGCGGAGAAAUACCUGAAUCUCUCGGCCGGCUGAAGAACCUCCAUACUCUGUAUCUCGACCUCAACAAUUUCACCGGCGAAGUCCCUGCUUCAAUCUACAACCUCUCCCUUCUCACCUAUCUGUCAUUCGGCACGAACAAUCUUCGUGGCACACUUCCAUGGAACCUCGGAACAUUGCUCCCCAAUCUUCAGAACUUCGCUACAUAUUCUAAUCAAUUCACUGGUAGCAUUCCCAUUUCCUUGUCCAAUGCAUCGAAUUUGGUCACACUUCAACUGGGUUACAACAAUUUUAGCGGGAGCGUGCCUAACAUGGCGAGAUCUCGCGGACUUGAUUGGUUUCUCAUCGACCACAACUUUCUUGGAGGUGGGGGUGCUGAUGAUCUGAGCUUUAUUUCUUCCCUGACCAAUGCCACGAGUCUGGAGAACCUGGCCAUUGGACACAACAACUUCGGCGACGUGUUUCCUCUGCAGUUUGGCAAUCUGUCGAGCAGGCUGAGACUUCUGCGGAUCGGUGGAAACAAAAUAUCAGGAAGCAUUCCAAGUGGGAUACAGAAUCUUAUCAACAUGCAGCUUUUCGAUGCAUCUCGCAACAGUCUGUCAGGUUCUAUUCCAACCAGCAUAGGGAAGUUGCAGAGCCUGGAGAGUUUGGAUUUGGGUCAUAACAAGAUUUCAGGAUCUGUUCCAUCAUCGAUUGGGAACUUGACCAGGUUGGUUCUGUUGAGCCUGGAGAGUAACAAUCUGGAUGGAGAGAUUCCUGCCUCUGUAGGAAACUGUCAGGAUCUCAUAUUCCUCGACCUUUCGAACAACGAUCUCAGUGGUUUCAUUCCUCAACAUGUCAUGGAGCUUACUUCCUUGUCAAGAUUGUUGAAUCUGUCUCAGAAUCAACUCGCUGGUGCUCUACCGGCGGAGGUCAGCAACCUGAAGAACUUGGGUUCUUUGGAUCUGUCUCAUAAUAUGCUGUCAGGAAGCAUUCCAGGGAAUCUGGGUAGUUGUCUUGGAUUGGAGAUGGUGAAUUUGAGAGGCAAUCUUCUACAAGGACCUAUUCCUUCUGGUUUGGGUGUGUUGAGAGGGAUUCAACAAUUCGACGUCUCGAGCAACAACUUAUCAGGUGAAAUUCCAGACAUUUUUCAGGAUAUGAAGUUUCUGCAGAUUCUGAAUCUUUCGUAUAACAAUCUAGAAGGUGAAGUGCCACAAGGAGGAAUGUUAAAGAAUGGUAGUAUCGUAUUAGUAAGUGGAAACAGCAACCUCUGUGGAGGUGUGCCUGAGCUUAAACUUCCACCUUGUAAUUAUUACUUCAAACACCUAAAGAAGAAGAAGGCAUUGAGCAGUAAGUGGAAGAUUGUUGCAUCAACAAUCUCCAUUAUGCUACUUUUUACUUUAACUAGUUCUUGCUUGCUUGUUAUCUGGAUUAGAAAGAGAAGAAAGCGAGGUUCGGUUUCUUCUGAUGAUUCAAUGCUGCAACUCUCUUAUCUAAGGCUCUACAAGGCCACAAAUGGCUUCUCCACAGCAAAUCUGAUUGGUAAGGGAAGUUUUGGUUCUGUGUACAGAGGAGUUCUUGAUCAGAAUGGGAGUACAAUUGCUGUUAAGGUAUUCAACCUUGAUCGUCGUGGAGCUACCAAGAGUUUCGUGGCAGAAUGUGAAGCCUUGAAGAACAUCAGACAUAGAAAUCUGGUGAGGAUAUUGACAGUGUGUUCAGGGGUUGAUCGUCAGGGGAAUGACUUCAAGGCUCUCGUCUAUGAGUUUCUUGCUAAUGGGAGUCUGGAAGAAUGGUUGCAUCCGGUGGAAAGGGCUGACGAGCCUCCGAAGAGCUUGAGCUUUCGCCAACGAAUGAAUGUCGCCAUUAACGUAGCUUCUGCACUAGAUUAUCUCCAUCACCAAUGCGAAAUGCCCAUUGUUCACUGUGAUCUCAAACCCAGCAAUAUUCUUCUUGAUGAGGACAAAGUAGGUCAUGUUGGCGAUUUUGGAUUGGCGAGGUUUCUUCGAUCAUCAAUCGACAAUCUUUCUUCAGCGAGCCAAACAUCAAGCACAAUUUGCAUAAAAGGAACAAUUGGCUAUGCUCCUCCAGGUAAGUACUCCACUUUGGAUGGAACGAAUUAUUAUAAAUUAUUUCAACUAUAUGAUGGUAUUCAGAGGCGGACCUACGGUGCUCCAAGGAUUGUCAACUGACAAACCUUAGUUUUAUGUUUGGAAUAAGCUUCAGUGAAAAUU